Cyprinodon tularosa is the source of this 3258-nucleotide messenger RNA. It is a transcript of the gene lurap1, whose product is annotated as leucine rich adaptor protein 1. Gene Ontology annotation, biological process: positive regulation of cytokine production; positive regulation of canonical NF-kappaB signal transduction. The transcript has 2 exons. NCBI's taxonomy places the organism in Eukaryota, Metazoa, Chordata, Actinopteri, Cyprinodontiformes, Cyprinodontidae. The record is from RefSeq and is a predicted model, not a curated record. The coding region runs from base 447 to 1520 and encodes 357 amino acids.
GUUCUCCUCUUCCACUAUGCGGCUGGUGCUGGUCGCUAUCAUUAUGCAGGUGGAAUCUGCGCAGUGUGCUUCAUAAUAGAGAUCUGCUACAGGGACCUCAACACACCAGUUCAUCUGGGCCCCCAAUCAGCUGGACACCGCCGUGGAAGAAGGCAGCAACAAGGCAUGGGAUAAAAGGACAAAUUGGAUUUUCUUUUCUUCAGACCUUGAAAGUAAAAUUUUGAAAAUGCUAAAAAAGCAGAUGCUAUCUUAAUAAUAAAAAAAAAAAUACUUGGAUCUGCGAGGAAUUAUAACAGGGUGCUGUGUUGUUACAAAGUGACUCCUCUCUUGGCGCAGUCCAAGCAGUCGCAGAGGAUGUUAUCCAGUUCCAAAGGAAGUGAAAGUCCCAAACAGCAAAAAAGGACGUAAUCUUUUGGGCAUCUCUUCUUUUUGCGCACACCGGAGCUAUGGAUGAAGGUACCGCCAGCGACACCAUCCCAGAUCUCAAGGAUAUAGAGACAAAAAUCGGCCGUAAAACCCCCGAGGGUUUGCUGAAGUGGAUGCGAGAAGAUGCCUGUUCUCUUCGCGGGGAGGGCAAACUGGCCCCUCAUCAGGACACCAGCAAAGACACUGGAAGGAAGAGUUUGGAUGAAAAGAUUAGAAAACUCAGGAUGGAGAUGGCUUAUCUUCGCUCAGUGGAUGUCAAGAUUCUGCAACAACUGCUGGCGGUCCACGAGGGCAUUGAGGCUGUGAAGUGGCUGAUGGACGAGCGCAGCACACUAACCAGUCAUUGCAGCAGCCUGACCAGCAGUCAGUACAGUCUGGGCGAGGGCCCUGACACGUCUUGGAGAGGUUCCUGGAGCAGUCUGCAGGACCCCACUAAUGACAAGCUUGACAACAUCUCAAUUGGCAGCUACCUGGAUACUUUGGCUGAUGACAUGGACGAGUACUGCCCUUCCAGCUCAGAGUCUGUCAUUUGCUCAACCACACCACUGGUUUCAGAAACUUCUCCUGGGGGCAACAUAGCUGGAGGCCCUAAAGUGUCUGGAGCAGGUUCUGCUCUGGGAGUGAGGGCUAAUAAUGGGUCUGGAAAUCGGAUUCAGUCUGGAACAAGUGACAGAGAUGAAGUGCUAGGGGGACCUGGGGUGAGCACUACUAUUAAAGGGUCUGGAGUAAGUGAGGCUGGAAAAUCAGCAGAUCCUAUCAGGUCUUACCAAGUCAAGUCAGACAGCUCUAAGGAAGAGAUUCCAGUGUGGACUAAGCCUGCAGAGAUGGAUAAUGGUAGCUCUGUUUCAAAAGACAAUGCCAAAACACAAGCAAUGAAGGCCAAUGGUGCUCUGAAAAAACCUGCAACACAGAGUGGCAGUCCAACUCGCAAAGGCCUUGUUGACAAACUGGGAACGAGCCAGAGCCCAAAAGCUAAACAAUACAAAAAUGGAAAGAUUGACCUGGAUACAUGUAAAAUGAAUGGCAAAAUGAACCUGGAGUAUGACGCUCAUUGGCUGUGGGUGCAGUCACAAGAAGAUGUGACAUUUUUGUAAAAAGGAUAAUCACAUGGGAGCCUAAAUGAAGGGAAGUACAGUGAUAAAUUAACACACUUAGUUAAAUAAACAGGGCAUGGUAGCUAUCCACGUGUUUAUCAACCCUUCCCUCUUGUGACUGCACUAUUUUUUCUAGAAAGCAUUGAUGUCAUAUUGUUUUGGCAGUGCUGCCGAUAUCAGAUGUAGGGAAAUUGAUAUAAAAAUGAAGUACCUUUUGUCUCAGGAUAUAAUGCAAUGCCGCACAUGCCAUAACUUUAAUUUUAUAUAUAUAUAUAUAUAUAUAUAUAUAUAUAUAUAUAUAUAUAUAUAUAUAUAUAUAUAUAUAUAUAUAUAUAUAUAUAUAUAUAUAUAUAUAUGUAUGUAUAAUUUACCUGUAGAAAAGCACAGUGGCAUAGUUUGCCAGAGAGUUAGACUAUGAUGACAGAUUCUGCAAUGUGGUAAUGGUUUCCAAAGGAAAUAUUGUCCUAAUGGGAAAUAAUUGCUUUAUCUGAUGUUUUUUUAUUUCACUGGGUUUAAAAUGUGAAAAAACUCUCCAGGUUCUUCUCAUGAUCAUUUUCAUGAGUCCAAUCCCAUGAUGUAGGAUGUUCCAAAAACAUUGCCACUAGUAUAGUUAGAUCUGCUAGAUCUAAGUGGAGAAAAUUACAAUAUUAGUUUUUUCAUACAGCGAAUCCCCAAAAACUGUACAGUAAAAACUCCCUCAUAUACGUUGUAAUGGGGUUUCCCAGUUAUUAUAGACAAUUUUUCUUAGUGCAUUGUCCCAAAAUGUGUGUUCAAGUGACUAUGUUGAGUUUGUGGGCAUGUCAUUACCUAAAACAUUCCUCUAACCAAUAGAAACCUUUGGUGUCUAAAGAGAAAGGCACUAAGGUUUAAAAUCAUUUUACAAAAACAAUAUACCACUAAUAGUAUAUUUGUCGCUAUACAGUUUACUACUGUGCAGGCAUGUAUAAUAAUGUAAAUUCACGAUACAGUUACUCUGUGCAUCUGUUAUUAGUGGUGAUUGACUGUGUGAAAAUCCUAAAAAUAGCCUAUUGAUUUUUCUCAGUUUUAUGCAAUGAAAAAGUUGUGCCUCUUUGAUGUAAACCUUAAUGUCACGCUGAAGAUUAAUGUCGUCAGAGCCUAUAUGCCUUGGUUUCUUUGUUAACUACGCUUUUGCAUCUGCUUGCGUGUACAGAUAUAGAUAACCCAGGACUCUGUGUGCUUUUUGAGAGCGGACUGGUAAAUGUGUUAUGUCGGCUGGGUAGAUGUUGCAUGCCUGGUGCUGAAAGCUUUAGUACUUGAUUUGCGGCGAUGGUGUGGAAGACGGAACAAUCAGACAAGAAAAGCAAUAUUUCAAAGACAUAUUUCAAUCUGUAGCCACCGAAUUACUAGAGUGGGCUUAUUUAGCAAGUAUAAAUCCCAUAACAUGUUCUGUUUUUGGAUUACCAGGAUAUUUAUGAACAGUAAAAGAUGAGUCCCAAAGGUUUUACAAACAUUUUUUGGCUCAUCCAUCACAUUGUUACUGUUGCUUUUGUCAGCCAGCAAGUAAGCAUAGGAAUUUUAAUGGGUUGGUGGGAUGAUUCUGAGCUGCACAUUUUGCAUUACCUGUGCAUGGCAUUGAGCCAAUAGUAAAAAAUAAUUGGUAGAAUAAAAUUAUUACAAGGCAUGCAUCAUCUUUUUGAUUUAUUUAUUUUUUAGUUUUUUAGGGUUUUAGUACACAAUACAUCAGUUCUCAUGUUUGAAAUUUAGAUAUUUGUAAAAA